AUGUCGGGGUAUUGGACGCAGGCUAGGGUUUGACAGAUCAUGUUAUCACAGAGACAAAAGGGCGAUUUGGCUCGUUUUUAUACGGUAACCGAUCCAAAAAGACACAGAAAAGGCUACACGGUCUAUAAAGUGACGGCACGGGUCGUUUCAAGAAGAAACCCCGAGGAGGUCCAAGAGAUAGUAGUUUGGAAACGUUACAAUGAUUUUAAGAAACUUCACAAAGAGUUCUGGCAGCUUCAUAAAACUUUAUACAGGCAUCCAGAAUUAUUUCCACCUUUUGCUAAAGGAAAAGUUUUUGGUCGUUUUGACAAAUCUGUGAUUGAAGAGAGAAGGCAGUGCGCUGAAGAUCUCCUGCAGUUCUCUGCUAAUGUCCCAGCCUUGUAUAAUAGUAAACAGCUAGAAGAUUUCUUUAAGGGUGGCGAAGUUUAUGAUGGAUCGGAACUCAUUGGUCCUGUAGAUCAGUCAUCGGAGUCGCUGAAUGAUAGCUUAUCAGAUGGCAGUACUGAAGCCCAAAAAGACUUCUUUGAUGAUGUCACGCUCAGCAGUCAAUCAGAAUGUGGUGAACAAGAACAACCAGGUUUAUCCAGUGAUAGUGAUGCCUUGUCACUGACAGUAGAUGUGGAUUCUCUCACUGAAUAUGAUGAUGGAAUGGCAUCAAAUAGGAAGUCUCCAGGCAGAUAUAGAAGACUUAGAGGGUCCCCUGAACCAGCUGCAAGCCUCGAGACCUCCUCUCAUCAGGACACGAGAAAAGAUGGAGCAGGAGGAAGCAAAGUCUUGUGGUCACAACCAUUUGGAAGUCUGAAGCACAGAACUGGGAGAGGUGACUACUUGGUAAAGGCAGGAGAGCAGAUACAGUUGGCAUUGCAGAAGGAGGCAGAACAAGAUUAUGAAAGUGCCUUCAAAUUCUACCAGAUUGGAGUUGAUUUGUUGCUUCAAGGAGUUCAAGGUGAAGCAAGUCCAAGUCGCCGAGAAGCAGUAAAAAGGAAGACUGCAGAGUACCUAAUGCGUGCAGAACAGAUCUCUACUCAAUGUCUCAGGACACCCAUGGAUAAUAGAUCUCUUCAGUCAUGGCCUCCAGGACUGCUAAGUUCAAGGCCUGCUUGGAACCUGAGGAGUCCUGCAGAGGAGCUGAAGGCCUUCAGAGUCCUUGGGGUGAUUGACAAGGUUUUGCUCGUGUUGGAUUCCAGAACACAAGAAACCUUCAUUUUAAAAAGUCUAAGGAAAAGCAGCGAGUGCUGCAGGAACAAAAAAACCAUCAUUCCCCACUGUGUGCCUAACAUGGUGCAACUGAAGAAGCAAAUAGUGUCUGAUGACUCCAUCUUCCUUUUGCUGCAACAUGCCGAAGGGGGUAAAUUGUGGUCGUAUGUUUGCAAAUUCCUCCAGAAAAUGUCUGAAGAAAGCUUUAGGGCACCGGAUCCAGGCAAGCAUAGCUUCAAGGCACCUGCUGUACAAGAUGAUUUUACUGUGGAACAACUGAGUACCGAAGGGUUGGGCAGCAGCAUCAGCUCUGGGUCAAGUGACCUUGGAAAUGUACUUCAGGACCAACCUGUGAAUAGUAAUCUGACUUCAAGUUCACAGGAUGACAGCAGUGCUCCAGAUGAAGAUGCUCAGGGCGAUUCACACGAACUGUCAGGGUCAGCGUCAUCAGAUUCUGAAGCAGAUGACGAAGAAUGCACGAGUAGCUAUCUUACAUUGUGCCAUGAAUAUGAGCAAGAGAAGACAGAACCCGACAACCUGCCCCCUGAAACCUUUUCAGAGGUGUCCGAGGAUGUACGUCGAUGUUCUGCAGACAUAGGAAUGGCCACAAGAUCACAUUCUCUUCUUAGUAAUGACAGUCUUUGUUCCCCUACCACAAUUCAGGAACUUCGAUUUUUCACUGACGAUAUUAACAUAGAAACCUUUAGUCCUACAGAGGCCUCUGAAUCACUAAAUCUGUCUAAAAAUAGUCCAAUGGAAUUCUUCAGAAUUGAUAGCAAGGACAGUACAAAUGAAUUGCUAAGUCUUGAUGUAGGAGAAAAAAUCCAAGCUGAGAAAAGUGACUCAGAACAAAAUUCUAAUCUGGUACCUGAAAAGGAUAACAAGAGUAAUUUUGAUGCUAGUAACAUUAAACUAGAUUCCACUGCAUUUUUAGCCCUGGAUAAUUACAGCAGAGGAUCCUCCAGUGAUUCUGUACCAGUUAUCUCCUUCCAGGAUGCAGCAGGUGGGGAUACAAGCAGCUGUGACGAGGGUAGGCCUGACCUAUUAGUGAAUUUACCUGGUGUUUCACAGGACGGGGAGGCAGUUGGAGUGUCUCUAUCUGAUAGAUGCAGUGUGACCAAUGGUGAUAAUUCUGAGAACAGGCUAUAUGAAAAACCUGAUGUUUUACAGAUUAAUUAUAAUAUUGAUCAUUGCAUGAAUUCUCAAGGAACACUGGAACUUAUUUUACUAGAUGAAGAAGCCUCUAGUGAUGGAAAGAUAGACAAGGUCUCAAGGCAUCAAGUGCAGCUUCCUGAGAACAGAAAAGCAAAAGAUCAAGAAGAGCAGCUUGAUAACAGCAUGUUCAUUGGGAAAGAAAUAGAAUAUAAUUCCUUACUCCCUCUCACCCAAUCAUCAUUUUUGAACAUUGCAUCUUAUGACACCUUAAACAUGACCCAGAGCAAUCAAAAUCUGAGCCCUGAUCCUCAACUACAUGAUCUAAACAGCAAUUAUAAUGCUAUUUCAGAUGAAGGUCCCUCCAAUAACAAAGAACUUGCCCAAACAAUGAAAGGAGUAUUUACAGUUGAAGAGCAAGCAUUUGGAGAACACAUAGGGAUCUGUGACCAAGGAACACAGGACAGCGUCUCACACUCAGAGAGUACAAGUGAUACACCAGUAGCAGAGAAACUUAUUGCAAUAAGGACAAAUGAGGACAACUUAGUUUCACAUAUGUUUAAAGAUCUAGAAGAAAGAUUUGUGCGAGCUUCCAAUGCUCGUAUUCCAGAGAGUUGUAUUCAGCAUUGGGCAGCAGAGAUAGUCGUUGCUCUUGAUGCACUUCAUCGAGAAGGAAUCAUAUGCCGCGAUUUGAACCCAAACAACAUCUUGCUGGAUGGCAAAGGACACAUUCAACUAACAUAUUUUAGCAGAUGGAGUGAGGUUGACGAUUCCUAUGACAGCAGUGCCAUAGAGAAAAUGUACUGCGCCCCAGAGAUUGGUGGGAUAGCAGAAGAAACUGAGGCUUGUGACUGGUGGAGUCUCGGUGCAAUUUUAUUUGAACUCUUGACUGGUAAACCUCUGUUUCAGUGCCAUCCAGCUGGAAUAAAUACACACACAGCUCUAAACCUGCCAGAUCACAUAUCAAAGGAAGCUAGAUCUGUGGUACAACAGCUUUUGCAGUAUAAUCCCAGUGAGAGACUUGGUGCCAGUGUGUCAGGUGUUGAAGACAUCAAAUCACACCCAUUCUUCCACACAGUGGACUGGUCCAGAGUAACAAAUGCAAGUGAAACUUCGUCAUUACUGCACUAACCAGCAUUGUACUUGGGGAUGAAUAUACCACAUCCCAGGCUGUCAACCAUCUGAAAUAGGAACUGUGUAACUGACAUUGGGCAAAAUGGUGCAAUUGAAUUUUUGUUGGUAUAUUCCAUUGUUUGAGUCUGCAUUACAAUUGACUCAGGUGCUGUGUUUUAGCUAUAUUCUGUGAAUAAGUGUGUAUAAAAUAGGCAGAUUCAGCCAAACUGGAAAAGGAGAGUAAUGUAUUAUAUUUAUUAAUAGAGCAUAGUUUGUGGUGCUGUAACAUAUUGAAAUUAGUCUAUUCCUAAUGAAGUUAAUUUCUGCUGAUCAUUGUUACUAAUUCCGACUCCUACAACAUGAACCAAUGAAUUGUAGGGUACAGAUUAGAACCAACUUAAUAAAAUAGUUGACAACUUGCCUACAAUGGAAAUCUCUGUUUUUCCUAAAGACAUAAUGUUUUUCUUUACAGUGCAUUUUGAAAAUGAAUUCCUGAUGAAAACACAUUUAAAAAGUUAAAUACAUAUACUUUUGCACCAGUCCAAAAUUAAAGCAGUACUACUUCAUGCUCACACAUCAACUAAGUUCAGAAAUGCACUCACAUCUGGAAUUACUGGAGCGGAGUAAUUAUCAGCUUUAAGAUCUAAACUCACAAUCACCUUUGGAGAAGUGAUUAUUCAAUACGUUAUCAAUGUCUUUUAUUUUCGGAAAUUUAAGUUCACAUCCAUGCUAAGAAAAGCUAUGUUGUGUUUGUCACCUUUCAUAUAGGAAUGAACAAUUUAACCAAAUUAAGAAUAAAUAACUCUUAAAAUCUUUGUGUGGAGAUAUUACUUGGGAUAACUAAUUUAGUUUUAGUUGCAAUGAAAUCCUUGUAUAAUUUUGCACCAGUAAGUUACAGAGUCAUUCAGGAGGGAAACGGGCCAAUUGGUUCACCUCAUGAGCACCAACCAGUUGCCACCCAUCUAUAUUAAUCCCAUGUUCCACCAGUGGGCCUUGGCCUUCUGUGCCUGAUAACUUAAGCAUUUGUUUAAAUAUUUGUUAAAUGUCAUUAGUGACACACGCAGGCACUGUGUUCCAGUUUACUUGUCACUUUCUUUUGUGUC
Hypanus sabinus (Atlantic stingray) is the source of this 4565-nucleotide messenger RNA. RefSeq names its product ribosomal protein S6 kinase polypeptide 1 (gene rps6kc1). The record is from RefSeq and is a predicted model, not a curated record. Gene Ontology annotation, biological process: protein phosphorylation. The transcript is spliced from 16 exons. Gene Ontology annotation, molecular function: phosphatidylinositol binding; ATP binding; protein kinase activity. Lineage: Eukaryota; Metazoa; Chordata; Chondrichthyes; Myliobatiformes; Dasyatidae. Bases 40 to 3480 code for a protein of 1146 amino acids. Gene Ontology annotation, cellular component: early endosome.